AUGGAUUCCGAUUCUGAGAAGACGAUGGCGACGCAAACCGCCCAGAGCGAGCGGAAUGAUGGGAUGCAGCCGCAGCCCGAGCUGCUGAUGGCCGCUCGCCAUGGCGAUCGCGAGCAGCUGAUGCGUCUUCUGGUGCUGGGCCGCACGGUGGCGCUGGCUUCGUCCCAGCUGCCGGCAGACGAAGUCGUCGUGCAUGUCGAGGAGGAGGCGGGCUGCGUCCUACCGACCGUGGAAGAUGCCGAAGUGACGCCGGCGGACGCGGUCACCGUCGGGCUGGACUCCGUCCUCCAUGUGGUGGCGUCCAGCGGCGAGGACGCCGAGUUCCUGGACAGCGCGUCGGUGAUCUACGGCGAGGCCAGCCACCUCCUCGUCGCCGGCAACAAGAAGGGCGACACGCCGCUGCACAGCGCCGCCCGCGCCGGGAGGGCCAGGAUGGUCCGCCGGCUCCUGGAUCUGGCGAGGAGCGGCGCCGCGGGUGACGCGGCGGCGAAGGCGUUCGCGAGGAGGCAGAACAAGAUGGGGGAGACGGCCCUGCACGACGCCAUCCGUCUGGACAGCGAGGACAUGGUCGACGCGCUGAUGUCCGCCGACCCGGAGCUCGCCCGCGUCGUGCCGGCCGACGGCGACUCGCCGCUGUACCUGGCCGUCUCUCUUGGACGCCGCGGCAUUGCACAGCAGCUGCUUCAGCGAGACAAGGCGCUGUCCUGCGCUGGACCGGACGGGAAAAACGCCCUGCAUGCUGCUGUUCACAAGGGCAAAAGUAAGUUUUUGCGCAUCUUUUUUACAGUGCAUCGAGAUGGUUUGCACCCUUGA
Messenger RNA from Oryza brachyantha (malo sina), 813 nucleotides. RefSeq names its product ankyrin-3-like. NCBI's taxonomy places the organism in Eukaryota, Viridiplantae, Streptophyta, Magnoliopsida, Poales, Poaceae. The record is from RefSeq and is a predicted model, not a curated record. The transcript has a single exon. The coding region runs from base 1 to 813 and encodes 270 amino acids. Gene Ontology annotation, molecular function: protein binding.